Molecule: messenger RNA, 426 nt
Organism: Cryptotermes secundus
Lineage: Eukaryota; Metazoa; Arthropoda; Insecta; Blattodea; Kalotermitidae
Exons: 1
Coding region: 1-426 (141 amino acids)
Source: RefSeq, a predicted model, not a curated record
AUGCUGGCACGUUAUGAUUCUGAUUUACACAAUCAUUUAGAGUCUUCAACUGCUUUCCGUGGUUCUUCUCCUGACAUCCAAAAUGAACUGAUACAUUCUAUAUCUGAAUUGACGACAAUGGAAAUUAAAAAGGAAAUUUCAAAGGCUAAUUAUGUCUCUUUAAUUCUUGAUGAGACUUCAGAUGUGAUGAAUAAGUGUCAGUUGGCUUCAGUUCUUCGAUAUGUGACAGCUGAUGGCAAUGUUGAAGAAAGGUUUCUGCGUUUUACAGACGUGAGCUCUGACCGUUCUGCCAAUUCCUUGUUUAACCAUGCUCUUGAGAUUUUAAAUGAUUUUGAAUGUGGUCCCAAACUCAUUGCACAGACUUAUGAUGGUGCUGCUGUUAUGGCAUCACAACAUGCAGGAGUACAAGCAAAAAUUCGUGCGUAG